AGUGAUCUGUCAAUUUUAUGUUGUGCACAGAUGUGUCUUCAGUGCUAUUUUAAAUUAAAUACUAGCUUUUAACUAAAACAAACCAAUUUCAUUUUCAAUAUUUAGUCUUCGAAAUUUUCAAUUUUUCACUCAACAGGAUGGGAGCUGACUUAGGAUUGCGCUUUGGUCAUAUUUUAAUUUUAUAUCAAAUUUAGAUCAUAAUUUUUAAGCAUCUUUCAUGUCAUUAAUAUACCAUUUUUUUAUAUUGUACUAUAGCUAGAGUAGAAGUAAAGUUAUCCCUUUGUAUAUUUAUUAAAGUAUAUUAUAGUAGAUUUAAAAAUGAGUAUUCAAGUAUGUAGGGACACAUCGGACGCUGUACCGCUAUAUCUACCUCAACGUCUGUAUCUCAAGUCAUUCGCCAUGCUAAAUAUUUCUGUUCAGCUCCCAGCUCAGAAGGUACACGGAAAGUCAUUGUCCAAUUGGGAAUUGAUGGAAAAAUUAAGAAAAAUGAUCCAACCUGAUAGCUUUUCAUUAUUGAAAGUGACGAAGCAUAGUUCUGAAGUGAUAAGAUUUGACGCUGAAUUAGAGAAUCGACAAAAGUUGGAGCGAGUGCUGUCUCGGUUAGAAGAUAGAAUAGUUCAAUUAAAUGAUUAUCCGGAUCCUUUGAAAGUGAAAGUGUCUGAGGCGAAAUCUAACUUCCCAAGUCGACAUGACUGGGAUUCAUUCUUUCGUGAUGCCAGCGAUAUGGACGAAAUGAAGCCUGGUGAGCGACCUGACACUAUACACAUUAAGAACUUGCCUAUAAGAUGGUUUGUUCAUGAACGAGAUAGAGACGAAGAUGCAGCUCCAUCUGAGAGUUUAUUCAAGAAAAUAUUCGAAAAAUACGGUUCUAUAAGACAAGUGGACGUUCCAGCAGCCGAUCCAUACAGAAUGAAAAUGAAAUCUCAGAUGAGAGGCACCACAACACCACCACAAGAAAGUGCUGCAUACUUCGAGGGCUAUGUACAAUUUGUGGAGUACACAAGCUUCAUUCGCUGUAUGGACGCUCUGCGCGGGCGUAAGCUGUUGCGAAAAAAUGAAGACAUCUCCGAAUGGUGUCACAUUGUUGUUGAUUUCGAUAAAACAAAACACAUGACGGAUGCAUCUGUUAAGAGACGAGCUAUAGUCCGAGAGAGGCUGAUAACGCAACAGAAAACAAAGGAUCUUGAAGAAAAGCUUGAGAAAGAAAAACAAGCAAAGAGGGAAGCUAAGGAGAGGCAUAAAUUGGAACAUCUCGAACAAGAGAAGUUGGCUAAAAUGAGGGAAAGAGAGGAACGUAGAAAAAAGAAACAGCUAGCAAAGUUGAUGGAGAGAGAUGAUGUGGAUCUGAACCGACGGAUAGCUGAGGAAAAGAAGAAAUUACUGAAAACACAGAAACGUCUACAGGCUGUACGUCUCAUCGAAGAACUAUUUCAAAGGCUCGAGCUCCGUCCUGAACUACAGAGUCGCCAGCCGGAGCGUUACUACAAAGCCAGCGAGCGCUCCCGGCACCACGCUGUCACUACCAUCAAGAGACUGUCCGAGAAAGCUGUGGAUGAACAGCGGGAGAGAUACCAACAGGCCUUGGAUGGUCGUAUUGUGAUCCGUUCAGCUCUGGAAACUAAGAAACCCAAGAGAGAUUCAUCGAUGAGCUCAAUAUCAGAUGAGGAGCGGAGUCACGGUCACAAACGGGUCAAGGCUGAGAUGCUGUCACCGGAGAGAGACAUUUAUGGGAAACCAGGAGUGUACGCGUACCCAAAUCCAUAUUUCGGUUAUCCGAUGUCAGUGCCGCCGUACGCCUACCCUCAGAGCUCGUUGUACUGCGGGCUUCCCUACCGCCGGCGCGGCCGCGGGCGAGGCCGGGGACGCGGUCGGCUGCCGUUCUUCGACGGACCCGACGCUAACACACAGUACUAUCAAUACUUCAAGAAGCUGUCGGAGAUCGAGAAUCGCAACGAGCAUGAUAAUCGGAACCGGUCCCGGUCCCGGUCUCGUUCCCGUUCCCGUUCUCGUUCUCCUCGUUCUCGUUCCCGGUCUCGCCGCCGUUCGUAUUCCCGGUCCCGGUCCCGGUCCCGGCGCCGCUCGUACAGCCGGUCCCGGUCACGCAGCCGACGCCGAUCCCGCAGCAGGAGUCGACGAUCAAGAUCUAGGAGCCGACGGUCUAGGAGUAGGAGCCGCCGUCAAGCUUCCAGCAAUCGCAGGUCGAGAUCCCACAGUCGUUCGAGUUCGAAAUCCAAAAGUCGUCGUUCCAAGUCGAAGAGUCGUCGUUCCAAGUCGAGAAGCCGCCGUUCCAAGUCACGAUCCAAACGAACAGCGACCCCGAGGAACGGACCAGCUCCCGCAACACGACGGUCCAAGAGCUGGUCCUUACCGAGAGACGAGAGGAAGUCGUGGUCCAGAACACCCGAGAAAUUAUUGUAAUAAAUAUAUUUGUAA
This is a messenger RNA of Danaus plexippus (monarch butterfly), 2433 nucleotides long. It is a transcript of the gene Xe7, whose product is annotated as A-kinase anchor protein 17A. Lineage: Eukaryota; Metazoa; Arthropoda; Insecta; Lepidoptera; Nymphalidae. The record is from RefSeq and is a predicted model, not a curated record. The coding region runs from base 319 to 2418 and encodes 699 amino acids. The transcript has 9 exons.